UGAGUCAGACUGCACACCUGUUGAGCCUGGGGGGCAGACACCUGAGGAGGAAACACUCACACACUGCUGGACGGGGCGGGACCGGCAGGUGAGUCCGGUAGACCUCCGAACACCUGAGGCCGGACAGGGCGGGACCGGCAGGUGAGUCCCGUAGACCUCCAGACCCGGAAGAGCGACUCGACUGCACGUUCAGGUCCGGUCUCAGGUGAGCUGGUCUCCUGCAGGUUGAAGUCCCUGCCGUGACCCAUGAGCAUGCAGCCCCGCGGCCUGCAGCAGCAGCUGGAGGCCCAGUUCAGCCUCGUGUUCUCCAGGCUGCAGUUCUUCCAGUCGGACUGGGACAUCGCCUCGUUUGCAGUCUUCUUCAUCUUCAUCGGUAUGAUCCUGCUGCUGCUCAUCCUGGUCCUCGUACGCUGCUGCUGCUGCUGCUGUGACGAAGAGAAGCCUCGCAGACGGAAGGUGGGCGUAGAGAACAUGUCCCUGGAGCCCUGAGGGCCCUGAGGGUCCAUGGCUCUGGAGGCGGAGCCUGUAAUUUGACUUUAAUGUAGCUGGUCACCAGUCGGCUGAUUUAGUGCACACACACACACACACACACACACACACACAGUCAUUGUUCACGAGUCACUUAUGUAAAUCUACCAUGCGUGAUCCUCUUCACUGCUGCUGUUGCUAGGAUACCACUUCCUCCUGUAAUGUUUAACUUAGUAAUAAAUAUGUAUAUAAAACACUU
Messenger RNA from Pseudoliparis swirei, 727 nucleotides. RefSeq names its product small integral membrane protein 22 (gene smim22). The record is from RefSeq and is a predicted model, not a curated record. The transcript is spliced from 4 exons. Gene Ontology annotation, biological process: regulation of cell population proliferation. Lineage: Eukaryota; Metazoa; Chordata; Actinopteri; Perciformes; Liparidae. Bases 247 to 489 code for a protein of 80 amino acids.